GCCCGGAUAAUUUCGCUAAGCAAAUUAAAAUAGUUCUAGAUUACAAAAUCAUAAAUGAACACCGUCCGCAGUUCGCCAAUCGCCACCUCCUAUCCUUCUCCACGCGCAGUCGUCUCACCUUCCGUUAUAACACCACCUUGCAUGCAAGCGCCUGCUCUCCUUCUUCCUUCUUCCUUCUUCCAUGUUCCAGUGUUCCAAAAGAAUUAGCUAAAGCAAGGGAGUUGCAGAACAAGCGGAAGAUUUCUUAAAGAUGGGAUUUUUAAGUACUGUCGUUCCCUUCGCCGUCGCCGCUCUGUUCUUCUUCCUUCUCUCCCUCCGCUCGUCGGCGCAGCCGCUCUCCCGCUCCCAAUCCAAGACCCUGCUUCGCCUCCCACGCCUACUCGAGUACCCUCCGGUUCUUGCCGGAUGGUCUAACUCCACUGCCUUCUGCUACAUCCUUCCCACUCCUUCCCUCUCCGUCUCCUGCGACGCCGGCCGCGUCACCGGGCUCUCCGUCGUCGGCGGCGCCUCCGGUCCACUCUCGCCAGCCUUCUCCUCCGACUCGCUCUUCACAACACUCUCCCGGCUCCCCGACCUUACUUACCUCUCCCUCGUCUCCCUCGGCCUCUGCGGGCCCCUCCCCGCCAAGGUGGAUCGCCUCGCCUCGCUCCAAGUCCUCAACUUGAGCUCCAAUUACUUCUCGGGGGCGAUCCCGCCGGAGCUCUCCAGGGUUUUCACCCUCCAAAAUCUGAUUUUGAGCUGGAAUUUGUUCAACGGGACGGUUCCUGACCUCCAUCCUCUGUCGGCGAUCCUCGAAUUAGACUUGUCGGGGAAUAACCUAGGGCAAGAAUUUCCCUCUCUCAGCAGUAGUCUCGUCACUCUGUCCCUCAGAAACAACUCCUUUGCUGACAAAAUCCCAGCCAACCUCGCUUCCUUCGACCAGCUCCGGAGGCUGGAUUUGUCUUUCAACGAGCUCCAUGGGUUGGUUCCUGCAUUCCUGUUCUUACUUCCAUCAAUGCAGUACCUCGACCUGUCGGAGAACCGACUCACUGGCGAAGUGCCGGCGAACUCUUCAUGCAGUAUUAACCUUUCCUACGUCGACAUCUCCAACAAUCUCAUCGUCGGGCGCUUGCCUUCGUGCAUCCAAUCUAAUUCCUCGAACCGGGUAGUGCUGAGCUCGGGGAACUGCUUGAGUGCGGUGGAUUUGGGUUUCCAACAUCCAAAUACUUACUGUAAUCAAGGUGCUCUGGCCGCGGUCUUGCCUUCAGCAAACAAGAUCAGCGGAUCAAAGAGCAAUCUUGGACUCAUAUUUGGAAUUGUUGGGGGAGCCAUUUGUGGUGCUGUGCUUGUUGGACUGCUAGGUUUCUUGAUCUUUAGGAAGAUGAGAAGUGCAAAGGAUGAAGAAGACACUCGCAACAUCUUCGAGAAAACCAAUGUGGGGAAAUCUUUUGUUCAUGUGGCUCCAAGAAGCCCUCUUGAUGCAAGACAUAUGUCUCCGACGGUGAUGAUAGGGACUCUUGGCCUAGAACCGUAUCAGAUUUUCAGUAUUGAGGAUCUUGAAGAAGCAACCAAUAGUUUCGAUCCAUCAAACUUGAUUGAAGAUGGUGCUCAAGGGCAGGCUUAUAAAGGAUGGAUUCGCGACGGUUCAUCAGUGAUCAUCAGAUGUUUGAGAUUGAACCACAAAUUGUCACGUCAAAGCCUUCUUCAGUACAUGGAUAUCGUUUCAAAGCUCAGGCAUCGUCAUUUGGUCAGCAUUAUCGGAUACUGCGUUGCAAAUGACAGCGAGAACACCAACACCAUUGAUGCUAUUUUUCUUGUUUUUGAGCACGUUUCUAAUGGAAGUCUGCGGUUUUAUCUUGGCGAAUCGAGAAAGACAGAGAUUACGAUGACAUUGUCACAAAGGGUGUCGGCGACUAUUGGAGUUGCAAGGGGAAUCCAAUUCUUACAUACGGUCACGGUUCCUGGUAUAGUUGGAAAUGAUCUUAACAUAGAGAAUAUAUUGUUGGAUCAAACUUUCACUGCGAAGAUAAGCAAUUACAACCUUCCAACACUUGCCAAUUUCAGAAGCAACAAGUUAGGUUCUCGAAGCCCUUUAACUAUUUUUGCACACAAGGAAGAUCUAGGAAGCAUUGACAGUGUUGUGAACGGUGAAAAAGAAGAUAUUUAUCAAUUCGGUCUCAUUCUUCUAGAGAUUGUCACAGGGAAACCUCCAGGGUCCAAUGCUCAGCUUGAUUCUCUCAGGGCUAAGCUAGAGAAGAGUUUGGUAGAUAAGCCAGCAAGCUUGAAGGGAUUCACUGACAUGGCGAUUCGUGGAAGUUCUUCGGUCGACUCCUUGAGCAGAGUAGUUGAAGUAUCUCUCAACUGUCUAUCAAAAGAUCCCAAGCAGCGCCCUUGCAUUGACGAUGUUAUCUGGAAUCUGCAAUACUCUGUGCAAGUUCAGGAUGAUUGGGAUAGUAAUGAAAGCUUUAACGUCCAGAUCUAGUUCUUGACUUUCUUUCCCAUCUCCUAUGAUGGUAAUAAAUCAUGUAAACAUGUGCUAUUCAAAAAGUCACAGUGCUACGAUAUUUCUGUAUAUUAAUGUAGCCAUUCUUGUGUAAGACAAUACAAUAAGGUAAAUUUCUUGUUUGUUA
Zingiber officinale is the source of this 2609-nucleotide messenger RNA. Its product is annotated as probable LRR receptor-like serine/threonine-protein kinase At1g14390. The transcript is spliced from 7 exons. Gene Ontology annotation, molecular function: protein kinase activity; protein binding; ATP binding. NCBI's taxonomy places the organism in Eukaryota, Viridiplantae, Streptophyta, Magnoliopsida, Zingiberales, Zingiberaceae. Gene Ontology annotation, biological process: protein phosphorylation. Bases 251 to 2461 code for a protein of 736 amino acids. Gene Ontology annotation, cellular component: membrane. The record is from RefSeq and is a predicted model, not a curated record.